Durio zibethinus is the source of this 2526-nucleotide messenger RNA. NCBI's taxonomy places the organism in Eukaryota, Viridiplantae, Streptophyta, Magnoliopsida, Malvales, Malvaceae. The record is from RefSeq and is a predicted model, not a curated record.
AUUGUCUCCAUAAUAUGAUCCAAUGUGCGCCAUUAUCCUGGUAUUGGACUGCCCCCAAAGGCCGAAGAAACCAGACCAGAUCCAACCUUUUUUCUUAAUGCUACUAACAAAAAAAAAAACCCACACUUUAGUUAUAGUGUUCCCAAACAAGGCUCCAUAAAAUCCAAUCAGCGCUAUUCUCUUUCCUUCCAACUUUCUUCUCCCAAAACACACUGUGAACGGCAUAUGAUUUGCGGCGAAAAACCACACAAAAAUCAACAGCGGAACCAGGUUUUUCCAACUCUUCCUUGUGUAUAUAAAGCCAUUUCCUCCCCUCCAAAAAACCCCAAAUUUUAAGAGAAGAAAGCUCAUCCAGAAUUGAUUUUUAGUCAACGGUAUCUCCCUAUAAGUAUGGAUUUCUCUUAUUUCUCUUUUCCUUCCAAAAACUCGUCUCGAUGUCCCGUUGAAUGGAUUCCGUUCUCGCCCCUUCUUCCACGUCAUCUUUCCCUUCUCCUCUGAAUAAUAAUAAUAAGAAGAAGAAUUAUUAUUAUUAUAAUUAUUGUAAUAAUAAUAAGAAUAAGAAUAAAUCUCGCUUUUCGGUGCCAUCGAGUGCUGGAAUCUUCAAUUUGAGAAAGUUCACUACGGUUAGUUUCAGUUACGGUUAUCGUUGCGGUCGUCGUUUGAGUAGCAGGAGUUCCGGUUGUUCUAAGAUCCAUUGUUCGACACCCGCUGUCAUGGCUUCCUCAGAGUCUGCUGCUUCGCCCGAGAUUUCAAAGCCUAAGAUCGUGACCGGUCCUGGGGGUUAUGUUCUUGAAGAUGUUCCUCACUUAUCGGAUUACAUCGCUGAUCUUCCUACUUAUCCCAAUCCCUUGCAAGACAAUCCGGCAUACUCAGUUGUUAAGCAAUAUUUUGUUCAUGUAGAUGACACCGUUCCUCAAAAGAUUGUUGUUCACAAGGAUGGUCCGAGAGGAAUACAUUUCCGACGAGCUGGACCACGUCAAAAAGUAUAUUUUGACUCUGAUGAAGUUCAUGCCUGUAUCGUGACGUGUGGCGGUCUUUGCCCUGGACUCAACACUGUGAUUAGAGAGAUAGUAUGCGGCUUGCACCAUAUGUAUGGUGUGAAGAAAGUACUGGGGAUAGAUGGAGGAUACAGAGGGUUUUAUGCUAAAAAUACCGUGCACUUAGAUCCCAAGGUUGUCAAUGAUAUCCAUAAACGUGGUGGAACAAUCCUUGGGACAUCAAGAGGUGGGCAUGAUACCUCUAAGAUUGUUGACAGCAUUCAGGAUCGUGGAAUUAAUCAGGUUUACAUUAUUGGAGGAGAUGGAACCCAGAGAGGUGCAGCUGUUAUAUUUGAGGUCAUUUCUUUAAUAGAAUGUAUGCACAUUGAUAUACUAUGUGAAUUUGUGUAUGUUAAAAAAAAUUUAUUCCACACUUUACAGGAAAUUAGAAGGCGUGGUCUCAAAGUUUCAGUUGCUGGAAUCCCUAAAACCAUUGACAAUGACAUCCCGGUUAUUGACAAGUCCUUUGGCUUUGACACUGCUGUUGAGGAGGCUCAGCGGGCCAUUAAUGCUGCUCAUGUUGAAGCUGAAAGUAUUGAGAAUGGUAUUGGUCUUGUGAAGUUGAUGGGUCGCUACAGUGGUUUUAUUGCAAUGUAUGCUACUCUUGCAAGCCGAGAUGUGGAUUGUUGCUUGAUACCAGAGUCACCCUUUUAUCUUGAAGGACCUGGAGGACUUUUUGAAUACAUUGAGAGAAGACUUAAAGAAAACGGGCAUAUGGUUAUUGUGUUGGCAGAGGGUGCAGGACAGGAACUGCUUUCUGAGAGCAUGCAAUCAAUGACACUGAAAGAUGCUUCAGGAAACAAGCUUCUCCAGGAUGUGGGGCUAUGGAUAUCACAGAGGAUCAAGGACUACUUUUCAAAACAAAGGAAGAUGCCCAUAAACCUUAAAUAUAUAGAUCCUACUUAUAUGAUUCGUGCUAUUCCAAGCAAUGCAUCUGACAAUGUUUACUGCACACUUCUUGCUCAAAGUGCUGUGCAUGGAGCGAUGGCAGGGUACACUGGCUUCACAAGUGGUCUUGUCAAUGGCCGGCAGACGUACAUACCAUUCAAUCGAAUUAUCGAGAAACAAAACAAGGUUGUGAUUACAGAUAGGAUGUGGGCAAGGCUUCUGUCUUCAACGAAUCAACCAAGCUUUUUGUGCCCCAAAGAUGUCACUGAUGAUAAGGGCGAUGAAGAACGGUCAAACCAAUUGUUGGAUAAUGGAAAUUGCAGCGAAGAGAGUUUUCUUUUCCGAGAGACAACCAAAUAAGGUUGGUAGUUUACCACUGCUAAUGUGUAGCGCAUAGCUACAAUAGCCAGCUGCCUAGUGUUCUUCCACGAGUCCUGAAUGAUUCUGUUGUGUAAUAUUCGGCAGUUUGAUUGAUUUCUAUCACUUGGUAAAGCCCAAGGGUAACUCUUAUAUUUUUAUUACUCGUUAUGUGCUGUAAAGGUGUCCAUUUAUGAUGGCAAUCUUGAAUGGAAGUAAUAAUUUCUGUUGUGCUUAUAUCUCA